Molecule: messenger RNA, 540 nt
Organism: Megalops cyprinoides (Indo-Pacific tarpon)
Lineage: Eukaryota; Metazoa; Chordata; Actinopteri; Elopiformes; Megalopidae
Product: BPTI/Kunitz domain-containing protein
Exons: 5
Coding region: 1-540 (179 amino acids)
Molecular function (GO): serine-type endopeptidase inhibitor activity
Source: RefSeq, a predicted model, not a curated record
AUGCCGGGAACAGGUGAAGAAAAUCAAGUCUGGCUUUCCUACGACAAGACAACGGACAAGUGUACCCCGUUCGUAUAUAAAGGAGAGGGAGGCAAUGAAAACCGUUUCAGAAAUGACAGGGAGUGCAUGGGUAACUGCUCCUUAAGGGGACCGCAACUCUACCCUUCAGACGCAACGGAGACCUGUAAACUGAAGAAGGAGUUUGGGGAUUGCUUUAGCCAUUAUUUACUGUGGUAUUAUGAUGCAGCUCAUAUAAAAUGCAUAUCGUUCUAUUAUUCUGGCUGUGGAGGCAAUGGGAACCGAUUUAGGACUCAACAGGAUUGCAACACCACUUGCAUGGAUGAGGAAGAUGCACCUGAGGAAUUUGAAGCAGACACACCUGCUGGGUUGAUCAUAGGGAUCGUGUUGGGCAUUCUUGGGGCAAUAAUACUUAUUGUAGCAAUUGUCCUGAGAGUGAAAACAUCUAAGACCAAAUCAGGAAAAAAGACGGCAAACGACACAGAUGCACCGCUCCAAGAUGUGGGAAUAGAAAUGAAAUAG